AUGGGCAUAAAAAGCUCAAAACCGAAACUCUCUAAAGAAGAUCUUGAUUUUUUGAAAAAGAAUACAAGCUUCACGGAGGAACAAAUCAAAGAGUGGUACAAAGGUUUUGUGCAAGACUGUCCGAAAGGUCAUUUGACAAAGGAUCAAUUUAUCAAGGUUUAUAAAGAUUUCUUUCCGUCUGGAAGUGCCGAAGGAUUCUGUGAACAUGUGUUUCGAACAUUUGAUACUGAUAACAGUGGUUUUAUUGAUUUCAAAGAAUUCUUAUUAGCAAUAAAUGUAACAAGUUCUGGUACUCCAGAACAAAAACUUGAAUGGGCUUUCAGAAUGUAUGAUAUUGAUGGUAAUGGCACGAUUGAUGAGAAAGAAAUGAUAAAAAUUAUAGAGGCAAUCUAUGAGAUGUUAGGGCCGGAAGUAACAAAAUCUGCCGAUGAUUCACCUCAAAAACGAGCUAAAAUGAUUUUCGAAAAAAUGGAUGUCAAUAAUGAUAAAUCUUAA
Thelazia callipaeda (thelaziosis nematode) is the source of this 495-nucleotide messenger RNA. NCBI's taxonomy places the organism in Eukaryota, Metazoa, Nematoda, Chromadorea, Rhabditida, Thelaziidae. The record is from the annotation of a GenBank genome assembly.